GGAGGGCGCAAGGAGGGGCUUCGCCUUAUGCAGUAGGCUACGUGUGCUUCACUGCAGUUUAGCUUGGGGUUAGUGAGCGACUACUACAACUGGAGUCAGUAUCAUGGUGCUGCUUGAAAAUGAUUCGUUUCUCACGGAGCUCACACGGCUCUUUCAGAAGUGCAGAACAUCAGGCAGUGUUGUCAUCACACUAAAGAAGUAUGAUGGUAGAACCAAACCGGUGCCCAGAAAGGGCCACACGGAGUCUUUUGAACCCGCAGACAACAAAUGUCUCCUCAGAGCAUCUGAUGGCAAGAAGAAAAUUAGCACAGUGGUCAGCACCAAAGAAGUAAUCAAGUUUCAGAUGGCGUACUCUAACCUGCUCAGAGCUCAUAUGGAUGGACUUAAGAAGAAAGACAAGAAAAGCAAAAGCAAGAAAACCAAAGCCACCCAAUGAGCAAGAGACUCUUUAAGACCACCUUGGGUACCUAAACUGGCUUGUAUUAUCUGAGGGGAAUGGGAGAGGGCUCCAUGUGAUCUGCAGCCCCAGUCUGAUUUCUUCCCAUUUAUUUGAGGCCUCAAGAGCCCACCCGGUGACUGCUUUGAUAUUUUGCCAAUGUUUGCAUGGUAACGUCUCAUCCCUGACUGUUCAGUGCCAUUUGGAACAGAAAGCUGAGGAUUUCUCAUUCAGUAUAAAGCAAGCCAGCUUUUCUGCUUCGGGACCAGGAUCUCAACAGCUACGCUGCCUCUGGAGCCUAAUCCAUGGAGCCCAGUGAUUAACAGCCCUUCACUCUAUUUAAUUGUUAGUUUAUUUAUGUUACCAGCUAAAAAUCAGAGUUGUGUUGGCACAUUCUAAUUCCACUGUCUUUAGAAGCAUGUUGCAUUUUUCUUUUUUCAUUAAAUUUCAGUCUGAGUUCACACAGAACUAAUUUUUUUUUUUUUUUUUGGAGGGGGGGCAAAUUUCACUGUACUGUAUUUAAUUUUUUUUUAUUAUGUCUUUACAGGCAUAAUUAAUAUAGUAAGCCUCUUGUUUUUACAUACCCCUGUUAAACUGGCUGUCUUAAAUAUUUAAACACCAAUAUGUACUUUACAGCAUCAGUUAAUAUUCUCAGUGAUGUCAUGAUUUAGUUUAGUAGUGCAAAAAAAAAAGCUGCAGAUUUAUUGAAUUGCAUGUUUUAGUUAUGAAUACAGAGAGGGGUAUUGGCUGUAAUUCAGAUGCCAGUAUAUUUUUUUUUUAAUCACUAUUACAAAGCAGCUUUGACUGCAGCCAGAAUAUUUUUUUCUACCCAUUUGUGUUUGUCCUAUUGUGAUACCCGAGUCCUGCUCUCACAGCAGAGGACGGCAAGCA
Messenger RNA from Archocentrus centrarchus (flier cichlid), 1327 nucleotides. It is a transcript of the gene srp14, whose product is annotated as signal recognition particle 14. Gene Ontology annotation, cellular component: signal recognition particle, endoplasmic reticulum targeting. Gene Ontology annotation, biological process: SRP-dependent cotranslational protein targeting to membrane. The transcript is spliced from 5 exons. Gene Ontology annotation, molecular function: 7S RNA binding; endoplasmic reticulum signal sequence receptor activity. Bases 104 to 436 code for a protein of 110 amino acids. The record is from RefSeq and is a predicted model, not a curated record. Lineage: Eukaryota; Metazoa; Chordata; Actinopteri; Cichliformes; Cichlidae.